Messenger RNA from Gamsiella multidivaricata, 594 nucleotides. RefSeq names its product Snf7 family. Lineage: Eukaryota; Fungi; Mortierellomycota; Mortierellomycetes; Mortierellales; Mortierellaceae. Gene Ontology annotation, cellular component: ESCRT III complex; multivesicular body. The record is from RefSeq and is a predicted model, not a curated record. The transcript has 4 exons. The coding region runs from base 1 to 594 and encodes 197 amino acids. Gene Ontology annotation, biological process: protein transport; late endosome to vacuole transport; endosome transport via multivesicular body sorting pathway.
AUGGUCAGAAAAUGGCGCCAAGAGAUCAGUGCCCAGCAACGUGCACUGGACCGGCAGAAGCGUGGUAUCGAGACCGAGGAGGCCAAGGCGAAGCGGAUGAUCAAGCAGAUGGCCAAGAAGAAUGAUAUCAAGACUUGUAAGAUCCUCGCCAAGGAAUUGGUGCGGUCCAGACGACAGAAGGAUCGGAUUGUGACGAGCAAGGCUCAAUUGAACUCAAUAUCGAUGCAGCUGCAAUAUCAACUCUCCACGUUAAAGAUCGCCGGUACCUUGCAGAAGAGCACAGAGGUGAUGGGCAUGGUUAACAACUUGGUCAAGUUACCAGAAAUCUCUGCACAAAUGCAGGAAAUGUCUAAGGAGAUGAUGAAGGCAGGAAUUAUCGAUGAGAUGGUUCAGGACACAAUGGAGUCCAUGGACGACGAUGAAAUCGAAGAGGAGGCAGAGGAGGAGGUCAACAAUGUCUUGUUCCAGAUCACGGACGGUCUUUUGGGCGAAGCACCACUGGCGGCAGGCAAAUUGCCCACGGAGGCAGAGGCGGAGGAAGAAGAACCAGCACUGGACGAUAUGCAGAGACGUCUGGAGGCACUCAAGAGUUAA